Molecule: messenger RNA, 2027 nt
Organism: Pipra filicauda (Wire-tailed manakin)
Lineage: Eukaryota; Metazoa; Chordata; Aves; Passeriformes; Pipridae
Gene: NXPH2
Product: neurexophilin 2
Exons: 2
Coding region: 401-1198 (265 amino acids)
Molecular function (GO): signaling receptor binding
Source: RefSeq, a predicted model, not a curated record
UGCCCGGCAGCGCCAUGCGGGGCAGCGGGGCGGCGGGGCCCGGCCGCGGGCUGUGAGGGGACCCCGCUCUGCCCCCGGGGGGAGCCGGGCAGCGCCGCCACCUCCCGCCUCCCUCAUCCCGCCUCCCUCAUCCCGCCCGCCAUGGCCGCCCGCGGAGCCGGGCGGCGCGGAGCCGAGAGGAGCGGCAGUGCCGGGGUCUGGCCGCUGCCUGGCAGCGCCCCGUGAGCGGGGACAGCGCCCCGUGAGCGGGGACAGCGCCCCAGGAGCGGGGACAGCGCCCCGUGAGCGGGGACAGCGGGCGGCGUGUCCCUGCGCCCGGUCCUGCCCCCCCGUCCUCCUCCCGGAGCGGGGAUGAGCGAGACCCGCGCCAGGGGAGUCGCCGCCUAGACCGGCAGCCAGGAUGGUGCCCCUGCAGCCCCUGCCCCUCGUCGUGGUCCAGGGCGUCCUCCAGCUCGUAUUCUGUGAUGCCAAUCAGGUCGUACAAGCUGCGGACGUGCUGGACUGGGAAGACAAGGAUGCUGCAGAGACACUGGUUGACAACGUGGUCCACUCCAGGAUGAUCAACCCCUUACGCCUGUUUGUUAAGCCAUCUCCAGUACUGAAACACGGCCAGGUGUCCUACUCGGACAGCAUAGAAAACUUUUGGGAUUGGUUGUCCAACAUCACGGAGGUUCAGGAAUCUCUGGCACGAACUAAACGCAGACCUAUAGUAAAAACUGGGAAAUUCAAGAAAAUGUUUGGAUGGGGCGAUUUCCACUCUAACAUCAAAACUGUUAAGCUGAACCUCCUGAUCACGGGGAAAAUCGUCGAUCACGGCAAUGGGACCUUCAGUGUUUAUUUCCGACAUAACUCCACGGGUCUGGGGAAUGUUUCUGUCAGCCUGGUGCCACCUUCCAAGGUGGUUGAGUUUGAACCAUCUCCACAGUCAACGCUGGAGACCAAGGAAUCCAAGUCCUUCAACUGCCGAAUCGAGUACGAAAAAACAGACCGCGCUAAAAAAACUGCCUUGUGCAAUUUCGACCCUUCAAAGAUCUGCUACCAAGAGCAGACCCAAAGCCAUGUCUCCUGGUUGUGUUCCAAACCCUUUAAGGUCAUCUGCAUUUACAUCGCUUUCUACAGCGUCGAUUACAAACUGGUGCAGAAGGUCUGUCCUGACUACAACUACCACAGCGAGACGCCGUACCUGUCCUCCGGCUGACACGGUGCAGUCAGCAUCAGUCACAAAAAUAAGCAUUUCCACUAACCUUUUGGAGAAGAAUAUGUUUUUCCUAUCAGGUUAAAAAAAAAAGUCUUUAAAAAACUGUAGCUGUGUUUGUGCCGUAUAGUAACUAAUCAAACUGUUUAUGUAUCAGUCAUUUUCAUUUGGGACCGUUGCAUUUUAGCUCUUGUCGUCAUCCAUAAGGGAACUGCCAGGCAGGCACGUGACAAAAAUCAAACAAAAUUAUGUCUGUAAUGAACGUUGAUCUUGAAAGUCACUGUUUUAAACUACUUCAUGGCAGAGAGGUUGUCUUUUACUUAAACUGGACAGCACUUAGCGGGAUCCUAUUUCUCAUUGGGAACUUUAGGUGACAAUAUAAAGAACAAAUGAUGAAGCAGCCUCACAGCUACUCAUAUAGAAACUCUAAAUAAAGAGUUUUACCACUGAUUUCAUAAAGAGUGUUACAGAGAGGGCUCAAGUAGUCAAGUCCAAAUACUAAGAGGAAGUGCUAAAUCUAGGACAAAAAAAAAAAAGGAAAGGAAUCUGCAUUUUUAUGAGUUGUAGUAGCUGUAGGUACUCAUUGAAGUGAAGAGUGAGUAGCUCUUCCUUCAGCCUUCUUACCCAUGGAUAUGCAGUGAUGUAAUUAGACAUUGAUGAGCUUUAGUUUUUUAGACCCCUCAGGUGUGCACUUGUGGUGUACAUUCCUUCCUUCUGUGCUCACCACUGGUUUUGAUUCUUCUCAAACAUUCGCAUACACACCAGUGCUAGUUUUACAGCAAUAGAGAAUAUAUAAAAAGCUUGGAAAAGGGUGAUCUCUGUUUAAGUCAAC